Oryzias latipes (Japanese medaka) is the source of this 5569-nucleotide messenger RNA. It is a transcript of the gene lrit1a, whose product is annotated as leucine-rich repeat, immunoglobulin-like and transmembrane domains 1a. Gene Ontology annotation, cellular component: endoplasmic reticulum membrane. The record is from RefSeq and is a predicted model, not a curated record. Lineage: Eukaryota; Metazoa; Chordata; Actinopteri; Beloniformes; Adrianichthyidae. Gene Ontology annotation, molecular function: protein binding.
GUUUAAAAGUAUUUAAUAGGUUUCCUGCAUUUACAAGUGGGGUCAUAGUCAAAGUCAUGGUAAGGGUCCUGGUGCCCACAGUGUCUAUGGUGUGAAGUCCCCCUCUACUGGUGGAAUCUCUAACAUUUGCAUGUUUUGCUUGUUAGCAAGCAUGGAAAGAAUUUUUGGCAAUUGUUAAAAGAAACUUCAAAGAUGCGUUUUGGGAUUCAACCAACACAAACUUAAUUUAGGUUGAAGUUUGUGCUAUGAUUUUGCUGGCUUUUUAUUUUGCACACCAUUUUUUUCUUUAAGCUAAUAAAUCUUUGAUUCUCUAACAAAGCCACUUUUCCGAGGCCAGCACCAGUUUGUAAUGGAUUACUCAUGUUUCAGCUGCAAAGAACUAUAGCUGUUUGUAGUGUCACACAAAAGAUGAAAUGAUGCUGGUUUGGGAUUACAUGAUCACAAAGCUUGUGAUGUAAUGGAAAUAGGUAUAGUACCGAAGCACUUAGCAAGUGAUAAAAUAAAUGAACUAAAACAUAGAAGUUUGGUAUAAAUGAAAAAGACCCAGAUCAACACUUAGAGUUAUGUUUUUAUGAGCUUGGACUAAUUUUGGUUUAUUUGGGACACAGUGGAUUUGUUUCUUAACUGUACCCUUUUCAUUUGUCUGCUAUGAAUGUAAAUGUCAUUAUUAUAGUAACUAACUUGUUUUGUCUUCCAACAUCCAGUGUUUAUGUAUUUGUCGUUAUCUUUAAUGUUGAUGUUUCAGUAAUUUCUGAGUUUGUCUUCAUGAUAGUCUGUCCUUGUUACGGUUGCUAUUAUAUGUUUUUACAAAUGUUCCAAUGUUUGCCUGCAAUGUGGUCUCUCACUGCUGUGAUGAUAAAUUGAUCUUUUUUGUCCUACAACAGAUGUUCCAAGAAUAUCUUUUUGUCCGUCUUCAUCCCGUUCUGUUCUCUGUUUUGUCUUGAAACAUAUGUUUCUGUGACAUUUUUGCUUGUAUGCUUUCUGUUUUCCCACUGCUGCAGUGAAUACUUUAUCUAUUCUAUUCUAUCGCAAAUGUUCAAAGGAUUUUGAAAUAUGUCAGUCUUUAUCCUUUUCUGUCGUUGCUACUUUCUGUGAUUUUGUAUUGCUCUGAUCUCUGCAUGGUCUCAAACAAUGGUGAGAAAUUUAGCUAUGAGGUUUGUUUAACAUUUGUUUUUCUUCAUUGUAACACCUUAAGACAAUGUCUGCCAGCCAAGAACCACUUAUUUGUCAGGAUCCCUGUCCUCUUUUCUGUGUGUCUGUCCUGCAUGAACUGGGUGGAGUCCCACCUCCCAUUUACUUGCUGCCAGUUUCAUCAUCAGGGUUCCACAGUAUAAAAUCCUCCUCAUUUUCCCACUAUCUGCCAAAUUGUCAGUUGACCUCUCAAGGCUAUGCCUGCCGCUCUCAGCUCAGCUCUCAAAAAAUUGUGAUUCACUAGAAUAUUGUCUAGAGCCUGCCAGCUCUUUACAACAUUUACAUUAUUCAUACUUUUCCCAUUUCGUUAUAUAUAUAUAUGUUUUACAGUUAACUGCUAAAGAAAAUGCAGUGGCACUGAACCAAUUUACUAAACCCUAAAUUCACCAACUUUUAAUAGAUAUUUAAUUUGUUUAAAAUUAUUUACCAGCGAUGAAGGCUGAGGAUAACAUUUAUUUUUAUUCUUGAAUGUGAUUACAAAGCAUUCACUUUACAGGCUUGCCAAGUUUUUUUCAAACCAGGCAACAUGAACAGUCGACAAUUUUUGUUACUUUUUAAAAGUAAAAAUACGGAUAAAAAAUAAUUCAGCAGCUUUUUGUAAAUUACACACAAAUGGAUUUAAGUGUGUGUUGCACGGGCCUAUUUUUGGAGUCAAAUUUUAAAAAUAACCUAGAUUAUUUUGCACUCUGCUUAUAAACAUUCAUCAUUUUUAUUUUUCUCCACCUUUAUUUUGAGUUAGUUGAUGUCUUCUUUUAAGCCUGUGUCUGUGAUCUUUAGUUGUUGAGCCACGUAAAGUUUUUGAUUGUUAAACAGAAUCUGUUCCCGAAACUCAUGUAUUUUUCCUAUUUUGUCAUCUUACAAAAUAUUGACAUAAAUGACAUUGCCCCAACUUUUAGUUUUUUUUUCAUCAAGAACUGUACAUUUCACUUAAAAAAUAUAUAAAUUUAUGGUUUGAUAAUAUAUUAAAAUUGUUUAGCAUAUGUUCACAGUCCCCAAGGUUAAAGCUACAAAGUAUAUAAUAUAGUGGCCACCUUGUGGUAAAACAUAUUUAUUUCCUCUCAUCCAGCUUAACAGUCACGGCAGGGCUGAAAUGGACAUGCAACAUUUGAAAGAGAGAUAGAAAGAAAGAGAGAGGGGGAAAACAGUACAUCCCAAUGGCUUAUGACCUUUUCGGAAGUGUUUUUCUGUGAUAAUAAAUAGAGACGUCUCUGCGCAGCCUAUCGGAUUCCGGGAUGCAAUACGCAUCCAAAUGAAACGAACGCCAGUCGUUUCGCUAAUCCUUUUCUAUCCUUUUUAUCUCGGGACUCAUAGCAGUCUGAUCACUAUGGGACACCGAAGCGGUGGUAUAAAGCCAUGCAGAUGACAGUUCUGUAAAUAAGAGAAGAAAAAGUCAGUUUGACUUCAGUGGUGCAAACUGGGCGCAUGUAGGCAAGACUGCGUGAGCAUAAAAUUGCGCCAAAAUGUUGCCCCUGCUGCUCCUUGUGCUCUGCAUGGUCACAGGGGAACUAAUCUUUCCAGUGAGCUCCUGCCCUUCACAGUGCAGCUGUUUUUACCACAAUUUGAGUGAUGGAUCAAAAGCCAGAAGUGUGAUAUGCAAUGAUCCUGAGAUAUCCACUGUGCCAAACGGAUUUCCCGUUGACACAUCCAAGCUGCGAAUUGAGAAGACAUCCAUUAAGAUGAUACCAAGCGAAGCCUUCAACUACCUCUCCAGCCUGGAAUUCCUGUGGAUGUCCUUCAACACUCUAUCCACCUUGAAUCCAGACAGUUUCCAGGGACUGUACAACCUGGAAGAGCUCCGUCUGGAUGGGAAUGACCUCACCGCCUUUCCGUGGGAAUCUCUCAUGGACACCCCCAGCCUGAGACUUCUCGAUUUGCACAACAACCAGCUCACCUUGCUGCCCGCAGAAGCGACCACGUACAUCAAAAACCUCACCUACCUGGAUCUGUCCAGCAAUAGUUUGCUGACCCUUUCAGCAGAGGUGCUGUCAACGUGGCUGGCCGCAAAGCCCACACAAGGUCCUGAGAGCUCCAAGAUGAUCCUUGGUCUCCAUGACAACCCCUGGGUAUGUGACUGUCGGCUGCAUGACCUGGUCCAAUUUCAGAAGUCGCCCACUCUUUCAGUGGCAUUCAUUGACACAAGACUCCGUUGUUCCGCCCCGGAGAGCCUGUCAGGGGUGCUUUUCAGCGAUGCCGAGUUACGUCAAUGUCAGCUCCCACGCGUCCACACAGCUGUAGCACGAGUCCGCAGCCCCGUUGGAAACAAUGUGCUGCUUCGCUGUGGCACCAUUGGCGUUCCCAUUCCAGAUUUGACAUGGCGCAGAGCAGAUGGGCAGAUCCUUAAUGGAACAGUCCUGCAGGAAACAUCUAAGGAGGGAAUCACCUGGUCCAUCCUCAGUGUCCCAGCUGUGUCCUUUCGUGAUUCAGGGAAAUUCAUCUGCACAGCCUCUAACUAUGCAGGGAAUGCUGAGGCUAUAAUUUCUCUUGUUGUCUCUAACUCAUCAAAACUGGAAGGGAAUCAAACCAUCAAUGACAAGAAGGCUAAGGCCAAGAAACCUAACCAAAUGGGCAAAGCUGCUUAUCAGGAAAAACUAGUAGCCAGAUAUGUAGCUCAGACUUCUUCCACCUCAUCUUUGUCCACCGCUGAUCCUGGCCUUUCACUUGGUCUUGGACCUGACCAGGGACCAGCCAAUUAUAGUCUGACUGACAGGGCCACCCAAGGGGCUGCCACUUCCUCCAACCCAGACGCUCUUCUGGAUUUAGAAAAGACAAAUCUGAGCAACCUGGCUGCCAACACUUCAUCGCUUCAGCAGGACCCCGAUAGACUUGUUCGCUCUGUGAAGGUGGUGGGGGACACUGACAACACAAUCUCCCUGAACUGGAGAGCCCCGAAAGCAAAGAACACAACAUCAUUUAUUGUGUUAUAUGCAGUGUUUGGAGAAAGGGACAUGAGGAAGAUAAACGUUGGAGCAGGGCAAACCCGUGUGACUAUAGAUGGGUUGGUACCCAGGACCAAGUACAUCGCCUGUGUGUGCGUGAAGGGGCUGAUUCCCAAGAAGGAGCAGUGUGUCAUUUUCUCCACCGAUGAAGCAGCGAGUGCUACAGGCACCCAGAAGCUGAUUAAUGUUAUUGUCAUCACUGUGGCUUGUGUCAUUGCAGUCCCACUCACUGUUAUUGUGUGCUGUGGGGCCCUGAAGAGACGCAUUCAAAAGUACUGGGGCAAGAAAUCAAAGGACAUUCAAGAUUCAUAUGUGACUUUUGAAACACUGUCACCUACUACUAAAGCUAAAGGGCUAGAAGGGGAGUAUCUGAACAGACUGAACCCAGAAGAGUCCAACAGGCUGCUGUCGGCCCGCUCCAGCCUGGACUCUGAGGCCACAGCUAAAAUAGAGGGACAGCCUAAUGAGUACUUCUGCUGACGUCAUGCUCCAGCUCCGGCUCCCGCACCACGCCAUGUUCCUCGGACUCACCACCAUCAACGCCGUGCUUCAAACCCCAACGCCCAUCAACGCUGUGCUUCAAACCCCAACACCUAUUAUCACCGUUGUCCACAAGUCCACUUCCACCCACAUCCAUACCCGCACCACCGCCCCUACCCCUACCCUACGACGCAUCCUGACGUCAGUCCCCCUCCCACACGCACUCAAUCCCCCACUCAAUGGGAUUCCCCACCACCCGUCCCUCCCCGCUGGAUAAUGCCACCAACUCCACCUCCACAGAGAGCCAACUUCUAUCAAAGGGCUUUUGCACGCUGCACUAUAAUGGAAAUAUCAGUUUAAGAGAAUUAUUGUGCUUUUUCUCACAGGGAGAACACCACUGUAAUAUUGCACAUUUAUCUGAACAAUUGCUGUCUUGUGUAAAAGAACGUGUUUUCACUCAGCCUGUAAGAAAAAAAAAAGGACAUGGCACAGUUGGAGUUUUAAUUUCAUCUCUCUUGAAUGACCCAGCGAAGAAACCCCUUCAACCUAAUCUGAUUUAAAGGGAACUCAGUGGUAGACACUCCUUUGUUUAUAUCUCAUAUGUACGAUUUGUAAAUAUUUAUCGGAUAAUGUACACUUACACACACAGUUAAUCCUGUGCCUCUGUAUGUAUCUGUCAUAUGUUCACAGAGAAGAUAUACACACAGGCAUGGUUCAACACUGGUGAAUGGAGACAAGCUGGAGCUGGAGAGACGUACACAAAAGAACUGAACUAUGACACCAUGUAAAUAAAGAAGAAAUUAUGCUAAAUGAUUUUUAUUCCCAGAGAUGAGAAAUAUACUUUAAUACUGUACCCAUAUCAAGCCAGUUUGGGGAAUAUUAACCCAUGUAUUAUGUAGAUCUAUUUAUUUUAGUCACACUACAUAUUGGAAUCUCUUUAAAUAAACUUUUAUACUAAUUUA